This is a messenger RNA of Agrilus planipennis (emerald ash borer), 4441 nucleotides long. RefSeq names its product protein kibra (gene kibra). The transcript is spliced from 9 exons. NCBI's taxonomy places the organism in Eukaryota, Metazoa, Arthropoda, Insecta, Coleoptera, Buprestidae. The coding region runs from base 538 to 4254 and encodes 1238 amino acids. The record is from RefSeq and is a predicted model, not a curated record. Gene Ontology annotation, cellular component: cytoplasm. Gene Ontology annotation, molecular function: molecular adaptor activity; kinase binding. Gene Ontology annotation, biological process: regulation of hippo signaling; regulation of DNA-templated transcription; cell migration.
ACUUUUGAUUAUUUAAUGUUUGUACAAGAAAGUUAAAAAUGUUUAUUCUUGUUCUUUUGCAUAUUUUACAAUUUGUUAUUCAUAUAUUAGAUCCAUGAUACAUACAGCAUUCUGGUCAUGUGAAGCGACCCGGUAUGAGAAUUCACAUCAAAUAAAUUCACCGUUUUCUAGGAUUGUAUCAAUGAAUGCCAGUAGAAUGUGUGGAGCGCAAAGACGCAACGUAAGUCGGCUUUGCGUCGAUAUAACCAGUGUUGUUCUAUAACGCAACGUAGUCCGAGUUAGAACGUCGGGACAGAUUUUUGCCGCAGUUAACUGCUCGUGCUCUGUGAAAGAAUGUGCCACUGCGAUGCCGUUGCUGCUUGUCGUCGCCGUCACAUUCCUUUCUCGAGGUUGCGGCAACUCGAUUGGUUAUCGUACGUGACGUCAUCGGUGGGUCGUUCGAGAUGACAAUGUGGUAUGCAACAUGGCCGUGUAGAUCGUGGUGUUUGAGUGCGCGACGACAGUUGCUUAUAUUUUGCAUGGAUUAAGUGAUUGAUUAUGCCAAAACGACGAAAUGGUGAGAUACCCCUGCCCGAAGGCUGGGAUUUUGCAAGGGAUUACGACGGCAAAGUGUAUUUUAUAGAUCAUAAUACGAAAAAAACUACUUGGAUUGACCCUAGAGACAGGUUUACAAAACCACAGACGUUCGCUGAUUGCAUAGGUAAUGAGCUACCUUUGGGAUGGGAAGAGGCAUACGACAGUCACGUUGGACCUUAUUAUAUAAAUCAUAUUAAUCAGUCCACACAAUUAGAGGAUCCGCGACAGGAAUGGCGGGCAGUGCAAGAAGCAAUGUUGAGGGAAUACCUUCAAACUGCACAAGACGUAUUAGAGGCAAAAAAAGACAUCUACAACAUAAAAUCGCAACGGCUUGUUUUGGCUCAGGACGAAUACGAACAUUUGAACAACGCCCUCGCCACAUUAAAUGCAUCUAGAACAAGUCUUUGCUCCUCUUCGAGUAACGUUAGUACAAAGUAUGAUCCUGAUCUUCUUAAAUCCGAAGUUGCUGGGGCUAAAAGCAGAGUAUCUAGAAUUAAAAUAGAAUUGGAACAAAUUCAAAAUGAAAUGAAAUGCACGCAAAAAGGAGUAGAAGCUUUAACAAUGGUCGAACAAAAAAUUACUUCUCAUAGUGGAGGCGGUUAUAACAUUGGGGAAGCCCAAGCAAUUAUACAGGAACUUCGAAACAUUCAAGUUUCUCUCCAGUCGGGUGAAAAAGAAAAGGUGGAAUUGAUGCAGUCUCUUGCAAAGCUUAAGGACGACUUAACACGUUUACAAUUACGUGAAAAUGAUUCUUCAGCGGACGCUUCAUCUCUUGAUAUUUUUCAAUAUAAAUUGAGUACUGCAUCUCAAACAGAUUUAUCUUGUGGCGAUGGAACAGUCCCUGUUGGUACAAAACUUGCUGAAAUGGCUAAGAUUAGAUUAAAAUACGACGAGUCGCGUAAAAAAGUACAAAAUAUACAAAAAAAAUUAGCCGAUUUAGAAGAAAAAAUACAACCUGGAGAGUUAGAAUCAGAUAAAGACAGAUUACUUCUUUUCCAAGAAAAGGAACAGCUUUUAAGAGAAUUAAGGAGUAUAACACCCAGAAUGAGGUCAAGGAAAGAAAUGUGUGAUAUACAGGCAGAAUGUCAAAAAUUAGAACAGGACCUUCAUAAUGCUCUCGAAGUAUCAAAUAGGACUAUUUCUGAUAGGCUACGGCUUCAUGAAGAGAAACAAUUUCUUCUCCAACAGCUCAGAGAUGCCCUUAAACAGAUGACUCAGUUGGAAUCACAAUUAAAAACUCUUUCAGCAAGUACACUUUCAGUAAGUAGUAGCUCCAGUUUAGGUUCUCUUUCAACAACCAGCAGCAAAGGAUCUCUUAGUUCUGGAUUAAGUUUCACUGAUAUCUACGGAGGUCCAAAGACGUCAGUAGCAUCUGAGAAAGCUAUUGAUAUGGUUGAUCUACAAAAAAGAGUGGCGAGAUUAUUAAAAAUCAAUAACGACCCGGUAUCUAUUUGUACUCCAUCACCAAGUCGGUCGCAACCGUCUCUAUCUCCAAGAAGUUCAUUAUCGUCUGUGUCUCCUCCCAUGUCUCCAAUGUAUGAAAACAUACAUUGUCUGUUACCGCCACCAUCUUAUGAGCAAACCGAGAAGGAACGUAAACAGAAGCAUCAAAAUGAUGAAGAAGAAUCCAUUAUUAAUCGGUCCGACAGUUAUGUAAAUAUUGACGGGAGCGAAUCGAGAGAUUCCUCUCAGAGGUUGCCUGUAUAUACAGAUCUAUUUGACACAAACAACGUUUUAAAUCAGGAAUUUGAUUUUAAUCGAAUUUGCCGUUAUUCGUCAUACAAUGACAACAAUACAACUGAUAUUUUGUCUCCAAUAUCGGAAACACCUCCGCCACCACAGAUUUUCAAUGAGGAGGAGGUUCUACUGCAUGUGUCAGAAUUAUCAAGAACGUCAUCCUCGUGCACGAAUACCACACGAUCGGUUUCAGCUGCAGUUAGUGACGAAUCUGUUGCAGGGGACUCAGGCGUUUUUGAAGCGUCAAACAGAAAAAAGUCGUUGGGAACAUCAAACACUGGAUUGUCCGAUCGUCGUCAAUCAAACACUACGGUGGAUGAUGUACAGGAAACUACUCAAGUUCUUGUCAAACUUGUAUAUGUAUUCUCAAAAAAUGUCUUAAAUAUUUGCUUAGGCAAAGCAAAAUAUUUAAAUGUUCUUGGAGUACCAGAUGAAGGACAAAUAUACAUGAAAAUAGCACUUUUACCUCCUGCACCGGAAAAUACACAAAUUCGUGUCACAAAAAUUGUCAAAUGCUCUUCUGCUGCUGCAAUAUUUGAUGAUUGUUUCGAUUUUGACAUUGCUCUUAGUAAGUUGUACGCUAAAACUUUGCAAAUCAGCAUUUGGUGCAAAAAUGAAACAUCUCCAGAUUUGUGUUAUGGUUACACACAAAUAAGUUUAGCUGACUUUAAUCCACAAUACUUAUCGCAACGAUGGUAUAACAUCCUCAGUUUAACAUGUCUAAUGAUGGAAUCGAAACUACUAACAAAGCAACACAAUGGUACAGAAAAUUCAUAUGUAAAUAUUUCCCGCCUUUGUGCAACUAAAGAGGAAAGUUCAGACGAUUCUACCGUUAUUUCAUCUCAAACGUCAACUUUGACCCGGAAUCAGGAAUUAAAACAUAUUAAUGUAACCCCUAAGUUAGAUUUCCAAGAGUUGGUUAACUGUCUUGAAAAUACCCCUGGUUAUACUAGUGAAGAUUCUGAUAGUGAUAAAAACGACGACAUAGAAGAGGAAGAGGACAUAGAAGAUAUAUGUUUAAAUGACAAGUUGGAUAUAGUCAUUGAAGAUUUAGUUGCUGAGUGCCAAAUGGAAGAUAAGCAAACAAAUACCGAAUGUACAUUUUACCCCGAACAUUUAAAACAAAUUAAGCUAAUGAAUCAAAGUUCUAAUUUUAAUGACGAACAAUUGGGUGCCAUUCGAAGAUCGCAAACAUUUUCACCAAGUGUAGCUGUUUCAAAAAGACACUAUAGUUGCAAAUUAAAUCGAAGUGACAGUGAUAGUGCGAUGCCAUUAUAUCGGAAAGGAUCAAAUCCCUUCCAGCGAAAUUCCGUUGAAAGACGUUCGUUGCGUUUCAGAAAACAGUCAGGUUCAUUGUUAGCUUUAUCCAAAAGUAAAUCAAACAACCAUGUACCUCCUCCUGUUCGGACAUCUCUUGAUUUGGAACUUGAUCUUCAAGCACAGCAUACUAAAUUAGACAAUCUUAAUAGUGAAUUACAAGUGUUAAGGGACUUGCGGGAUAGAUUAGAAGUAGCGAAGGAAAAUGGCGAUGCGAACACAGUCACUAGGCUUAUGGAAGAUACAGGGUUUCAGAAUUUGAUGGCUCAGGCUGAAGACUAUCGAAAGGGUAAAACGCCAGAAGAAAAAAGGAUUGAGAAAAUGUUAAGAAAAAUAUCCAGAGAAAUUUACAGACUGAGGAAAAGUAAAGCUGGGAAUGGAAAACCGGAUAUGAUAUCAUUCAAAGAAAAAAUGGCGUUUUUCACUAAAACGAAUCCUGAUGUACUUGUAUUAUCUACAGAAGAACCUCCGAUUUUGCCUAAAGAGAAUAAUGAUUCUAACGCAGAGAAUUUUUCUGUGAGGAUAGGUAAUGAUACAGAAACCGGAAAUUCAAAAGAUAAUAUUGAAGAAGAGGAGCAGCGAUAUAGUUAUGUAGUAGAUCGAAUAUUGGGAGUGGAAGUGUAACUAAUCAACUGUUCUCGUUCCAUUGUCAUUAACUGUUUCGUUACUACUACUACUACUGCUGCUGUGCUGUGUUGCAGCGUGACGUAAUAUAAACAUUAGAGAGUUCUCAGUUAAUACAAAACAAGCCGAUUAUUCUAUUUGUCGGAAGUUUUAAACAAAUGUCCUGCAUGACCAGGCAGAGAAAAAA